GAGGAGGAAAUAAUCACAAUGUUACCUUCUCAUGAAUUAUUAAGUACCCUGUGCCUAUUUCAGUCCGACUGAAAAUGCUGCAUUUUCAUCUGUGGGUCUGAGGCAGUGUGCAAGGGUGUUUUUUUUUAUUUGACAGCUGUAUUACUGCUGAUAAGCGAGACUGUGAGCUGAUCAAGUAGUGAGACAAGCGUUCAGAGCAGUAGCAGCACAGCAGCAGCAGCACUCUAGUCACUAGGAGCCUGGCGGCAGAAGCAGCGGCAGCACUAUCAGUCACAGCAGAGGCAGCAACGGCAGCAGCAGCAGCAACAAACUCUCUCCUGUCUUUUUCUCUUCUUUCUGGAGUUGUUUCCUGCGUAGAGGACAAAAAGCCAAGGAAGUAGGAGGGAAGUGAUCCAGGGCUGAUAGCUGCCAUCAAAAACAAAAACAAAACGCAGACCUGGCUGCCCCCAUGCCUAUCGAAUUUGUUUGCAAAAUCAAAUUUGCAGAGGAGGAUGAGAAGCAAAAAAUCAAGCAGGAUGGGGACAAGGAGAGCCUGAUCGAGGAGAGCUGCACACCUCCGGUUAAGGACUUGGCCAGGUUUGCUAACUCCUGCUCUCUUCAUGGGAUUAACCACAUCUUUGUCUCUGGCCGCCUGGGCAUCCGGCAGACUCUCUGGGCUCUUGCCUUUUUGACUUCACUGGUGCUGUUUCUAUACCAAGCGGCUAAGUGUGCUAUCUCUUACCUGGAGCACCCUCAUGUCACAGCUCUGAAUGAAGAGGCGACCCCAGAGAUGGUUUUCCCUGCUGUGACCAUCUGCAACAUCAACCGCUUUCGCUUCUCCGCGCUCACCGAUGCCGACAUCUACCACCUGGCUAACUUAACAGGUCUGCCCCCCAAAAACAAGGAUGGGCACAAACCUACUGAUUUGAUGUAUCCUGCCCCUGACAUGCAGGACAUCUUCAACAGGACAGGACAUCAGUUAGAAGAGAUGCUCAUGAGCUGCAAUUUCAGUGGACAGAACUGUUCAGUCGAGGACUUCUCUGUGGUUUACACCAGAUAUGGGAAAUGCUACACUUUUAAUGGCAACAAGACGACAUCCAGGAAAAGCAAACAGGGCGGAAUGGGAAAUGGACUGGAGAUCAUGUUGGAUAUCCAGCAGGAUGAGUAUCUGCCCAUCUGGAGAGAGACAAAUGAGACGUCCCUGGAGGCCGGCAUCCGAGUUCAGAUCCACAGUCAGGACGAGCCUCCCUAUAUCCACCAGCUGGGCUUCGGCGUCUCUCCGGGUUUCCAGACCUUUGUUUCAUGUCAGGAGCAGAGGCUGACCUACCUGCCCCAGCCCUGGGGGAACUGCCGCUCCACCAGCAAAGAGAAAUUCCCGGGGUACGACACAUACAGCAUCAGUGCCUGUCGUUUGCUCUGCGAGACCAACGAGGUCCUGCGAGUGUGCAGCUGCAGGAUGGUGCACAUGCCCGGAACUGCGGAUAUCUGCCCUCCCAGUAAAAUCAACUGUGUUGACAAAGCACUCGCACAGCUACAAAAGAACAGUAGGGAUACCUGUCCAUGCGAGACGCCCUGUAAUCUCACCCGCUACGGUAAAGAGCUCUCCAUGGUCAAAAUCCCCAGCAAGGGCUCUGCUCGCUAUCUCUCCAGGAAAUAUGACAAGUCAGAGGACUACAUCAGAGACAACUUUCUGGUCUUAGAUAUCUUCUUUGAAGCUCUGAACUAUGAAACAAUUGAGCAAAAGAAAGCCUACGAUGUCGCAGGUUUAUUAGGUGACAUUGGUGGACAGAUGGGCUUAUUCAUUGGAGCCAGCAUCCUCACAGUCUUAGAAAUACUGGAUUAUAUCUAUGAGGUGAUCAAGCACCGACUAAAACGUCUGCUGAGGCCGCAGAAAGAGGAGAAGAAGAACAAGCAGCAGACCAGCACUGUUGCAACAGUGGGUCUUGAGGAAUUGAAAGCAAAGCAGGAGCCCAAUGACGUGACACGGAGUCAUCCAGAGGGGGCGUACGCCAACACCAUCCUCCCCAACCACCACCACCCUCUCCCACACCCUCAACGCCAUCACGCCGGGCACCUAGGGGUAUUUGAGGACUUCGCUUGCUAGAGCUAACCACCGCUUCCCAUCCUGGUGACACCAAAAGAUAAAAGCCGUCUGUGUUCAGAUCAAUAACAGACCCUUGGCAUUUCCGUCGCUCCUUUGCUGUCACCAGUGAAAAGCUACAGCCAAAGUCGAACACCAAACUUGUGCUGCUAACAAAGCACUUGUACGUACAGUAUGUAGGCACAAAUUGGACACCGCUUCUUUUUUUUUUCUCUCUGGAUGGGACCCCCCUCAACUUUGUCCAGCUUCAUUUGUAAGAAGUCAGGCACUUUGUGUUUUCAGGACUAAUUUUUGGUACAUGAUCACUACAAGGGAACAAGUGGAGAACCGCAUGUCACCUUGAUCCAGUUUAUACCCUAAUGAUUUAUUUAUUCAGCUAGCAUCUCUGCUCUUUUUGUCUGUAUCUCUCCAUGUAUCUCUCCUCCAACUAUUCCUCUUACUUCAAGGAAAACACUGUACCAUAUGAAGCCAUUGCACAUUCUAAAUUAUGUAAUUAUUUAAAGAGAUACUAUUAUCUAUAUAUGUUCUAUAUUGUCUACAAGAUGAGAAUACUUACAGUAAGCAAAUCUUACUCGUGUUACAUCCAUCCAAAAUAUGAGGGGAAUUAUUUAGGCUGAACUGUAUGACUGUAAGAUCUAGCAGCAUCUUUCCACAUGAUACACUUUGUCUGGUUUGUGGUUAAGGUGUUAGAGAGUAGCAAUGUACUUGUACAUAAAGUCCAACUUUAAAAUGAGAACGUUCUAAAGUUCUGUUUCAAUGGCUGUUGUUUAUAUUCUUUUAAUAUAUAACUGAUGUAAUAUUAUUUUAGUUAUUUAUACAUUUUAGAAAAUACUUUUUUAUGACAAUAGCGGUCACGAUUGUAGCAAUUACUGUACACUUAAAAUCUGCAGAUAUAUUAGACUGCCAAACAUCAAUACAGUGGACUGUAUGGAUCGUGACUAUUAUCUCCAUCGUUUCCUUUUACAUGUUGCUGUGCUGUUACAAAGACACACAAAUACUUGAUGAGGCUUGGAUGAUGUUUUCAGUUGUUGGUUGUACUUACAUUUUUCUUCUUAUUAAUUCAUUUCUGCCCACCAUCCACUCUUCACUUUGGUUAGCAUCAAAACCUUAAGCUGACAUAAGCAAUAAGAAACAGAAUUUUACUUUUGCAGAGUCAUCUUCUUCAGCUUGUGGGCCAGUACCACUGUAAAAGUGUAGCAGCUAUUUACAGUGUCAACCUGGCAUCAAUGUGUGUGUGUGGGUGUUUGUUUGUUUGCAUGUGAACUUUAACAUUUUGCAAACAUGACUGAGCACAUUAGGCUGAUGCAGCUCGGCUGAGCUGAUCCAUGAAAAAAAAGGAAUGUUUGAAAAGUGGAAUAGUUAGCAAGAAAGCAAGGCAUUUUAUUGCAGGAGUAAGGUUUUUAUCUAAUAAAUGUCGAGUUAGGACAGCUCAGAGUUUAAUCUAAAAAUUGCUCUGGAGGCUGAAGUAUUCUUACUGGGUAACUUAAUCCUCACCUGGCGGGACAAAGACACAAUAGUUUUGAAGAGCACAAGUUAGCAAAGUGGAAAUGAAAAAUAAAAACUCUUACAUUCAUUCAUUUAUAAUCAUGUUUGUCAUUAUCAUGGAAAGUCGGCUUGCUGACUUGCCCUUAUGCACUGCAGCAACUUAACCACCUGUAACCUCUGCACUUCUCAUCAUCUGAUCUAUUAUGAACUUGUGACGCUUUGGUGCCAAGUUGUUCCUUGCGUAAUUUACAAUUUGAGACACUUUGGAUUUACACUGUUAAAAAGGCAACAGUGGUACCAACUAUACUAUGUCAUAUAAGAAGAUAUAAUGUGAUAUAAGUGGGACAGACAACAAUGGAAGUAGUGCAGAUAUUGAUUUUCUUGCACAUUUAUGCUAGCUCCAGGGCACUACUGCUGUCGGUAGUGGGAUCCAGCUCUUUGUAGUUUUUCAGCUGUUUGGUUUUUUUACUCUAUUCCCUGCACUGUUUGACCGUGUGUCAUUGCAUGAUGCUGAGAAAUCUUCUUGUCUUCUUGUUUUUAAUGGUUCUCUCACCAAGACGUCUUUGUUGCCUAACAACUGUCAGGCAAACAAUAUAGGUUGUCAUUGUCUAUGAAGCGAGUGGUGGAAACUAAAGCAGAACCUGACGAUGGCUACACGUUAAGUUCCAGCAGUGGAAAACGGCUUUGAAUAAUCUAAAUAACUACAGGCUAGUACUGAAUUUCUAAAGAGUUGAUAUAAAAUAGAUAAACUAGGUAAUCUAGACAAUUAGUAGAAAGAUUUAACUGGGCCUCAUAAUUUAUUUUCAUCUUUUCUUACCCUUUUGCCCUCAUCACUGGGCUUCAAUAUAAUGUUACUUACAGUACAGGCACACUUGCAUCAUCUUUUGCAAAUAUUUGUUCAGCUUCGUAUUCAUCUUUAUUGAAAGAAGCAUUCAGGAAUGUGCUUUCAGAAAUGAUGCAAUGCCAGAGAUGCGGUCUUUUUUUUAAUUAACUCUCACCCACAAAAUAUCACACACUGCUUUAAUAGUGCGUCAUUUCUCAUGUUGCCCCAUCAUCCAUUUAUAUAUUUCCCAAUGCCAGGGUACAAGAAAGUGAUUCACAUUCAGGACUACAUGUGCUAAAUCACCAGACAAUUGUUUUUUUUGUCUUCAUGGAGAUAUUGAUCAUGUUUUCCUCAUAGCAUGCUAGCAACUUAUCUGCUAUCAGGCAUCAGUUCCGGCUUUAAAACUGUGACAUUACAUCCUGUUUUAUUGGUAAUUUUUGUUGGACUAAAAAACUUUUUAAAGUGUAACCCCUAACCUGCACAAAAUCAAGCCUGCUUAAAGUGCCCUACAUUUUGACAGACUUUUGACAAUCCACUCUGUAUAUAAUUCAUAACAGAAAUGUAUGAAAUACUUCACAUAACAGGAUAUCAUGUUCACAAAUGACGACAUAAUUUUUCUGUUAAUUUGAUCGGUGCAUUCUGUUGCUGCAACAUUCAUCACUUUAGCUCACAAUGAGAUUCCACAGGCCUCCAUCUGUCACAUCUCCUCCUCCUGUCAAGUAAUCAUGGGCUAUACAUGGCUGUUUAAUAUUCAUAAUCAUGUGUCACUUUGACAUUUUCAAAAGGUUCCCAAUCACAGUCUCUGAUGGCAUCCUGUACAGACUAUGCAUAACAAUAUUCUCCUCUGUCAUCAAUAAUUGUAGCCAUCCUCAGACAAGUCACACAGGGGCUGGUGUGUUGAGAUGAAUACUGGGCUGCAUUAUCACUGUAGAGUUGUGUUUGAAUGGUAGACCCUGGAGUCGAUGUAGAAAGGUUUUCUAUUCUCGAGAUGCUGUGCAAUGUAAAACACAACCCGAUUAAUUCUGUAUACAAAAGCAUUUUAAAACAGAUUAAAAAAAGAGUUGAUUUUACAACAGCAUGCCGCCUGUGUGAGGUGCCACAGCGGUGGGCGGCAGGUCUGUACUGUAGCAGAUGGAACAACUUCCCUGCCUGAUAACAUGUAGCUCACAUUCCUAGGAUUCCUCAAGCCUCUACUCUGAGCUCCCUUGUUGCACAGCUCUUUGAGCCGACCUUUUUAUAGCUCCAUGACAUUCAGUCACAUGUGCUGUAUGUGGUUAUUACAUUAUCCGUAAAAAUCAAUUUAAUCCGACCAGCCACCAAUGUUAAGUUUUGAAGAUCUGCUGUUAUGUCCUUUUUUCUUUUUUUUCCAGCCGCUUAUUUUUUUUAGCUAAAGUCUGAAAGGGUCAUCUGAGAAGAGAAAAAAUGAGCGCGGGGUGACACAUACAGCUGUCAGGAGUUCCUAAGAAGGAUUUCCAUCCCAUACCUGACAGACAAGGAAAUGGACCAUCACUGCAGUAACAAGAAACGCUUACAUUUUGUACAGAUGUGUCAUGUUGUGAUUAUUUCCUCUGUUAGAACACAUUUUAUAAAUGUUAAAUAUGGUAAAUACGAUAACUAUUAAAGUUUAGAUUGGUAAAACCAGUGCCUCCUAAAUCCAGA
Messenger RNA from Sander lucioperca (pikeperch), 6047 nucleotides. RefSeq names its product acid-sensing (proton-gated) ion channel family member 4a (gene asic4a). Gene Ontology annotation, biological process: sodium ion transmembrane transport. Lineage: Eukaryota; Metazoa; Chordata; Actinopteri; Perciformes; Percidae. The record is from RefSeq and is a predicted model, not a curated record. Gene Ontology annotation, molecular function: ligand-gated sodium channel activity. The transcript is spliced from 10 exons. The coding region runs from base 449 to 2083 and encodes 544 amino acids. Gene Ontology annotation, cellular component: membrane.